GCAGCCAUAGAACACAACAUCCAAACAAUUCCACAGCUGUCUCUACUGUAGCCCUACGGAGAAUCCCCACCUUUUAUACAAUUCUAGACGUAUAGACCUAUAGCAACAUGGCUUCUCACCUAGCCUUUACUGCGGACACCACCGGGGAGCUGAACUUUCCCUUCGGAAUCGCAGACCUUCGUUCGUACGCACUACACCAGCCACCUCCGGCCACUCUGGGCUCAGGGUCCAAAUGGGGCCCAACCCAUUUGUCUGCCUUUCAUGUUGUUACGAAAACAAACCUUCCUGUUGAAGCCGUCGUCCCUGGCCAUUUGUUGCCUUCCCGGGACGUGGUUCGAGCUGCCAUUCCAUCCCUUUUCUCUGUCGAUGGCGAUGUCGUACGUGACGUAGACUUCACUCUCAAGAACGCCCCGGAGGAAAUCAGGUCGACGAUACGGUCCGAGUCCUAUACGUUUUACCGGAACCUGCAGGCGGUCAUCGCUCAUACCUCAGACGAGUCGGUGAGAAGUGCGUCCACCACAGGCCCAGACUUGUCCAGCACAACAGACGAAGACAAACCAGAGAACGUCGGGGAGGCACUACUGAAAACCUUUGUCGGGCUGGUGAUAGACAGUAUGGGGCCGACUAUUUCGCGUAACGGCAAAACAUACGAGAUUGAGCUUCGCCCCGAGCCGUUAGAGAGGACUAUAAGGCUUUGUGGGGGCAUACCAGCCAUUGUGAGGAGCGACGGAUGGUUGGCUUUGGUAAAGUCUGCCACUUCAAAAGGCAGUCGUCGCGGCAGGCUCGUCGGAGGUGUUACAUUAUGUGGAAUUGAGGCCAAGCGGUACGGACACGAACACUUUAUCGACGGGAUUUACGGACAGCUUUUCGCGGAGUGUCUGGCUUUAGCUUACAACAACCGGACCAAAGGGCCCGGUGACCAAGAGACUUUUUUGAUCGGAAUUCAUCAUCGGAAAGUCUUCAUCGUUCACGUGUUUCUUCCUGCAUCCUAUUUGGAUGCUAUCCAGCUAACGGUCGACUUGCCCGAUAACGUGUAUGUCGUUUUGAAAAGGAGUCGCGUGUUCGACCUCCUGUGGAGCGAAGACAGGAUGGAAAUGGCGCGUGCGGUGUUAGCCAUGGAGGCGCAUCUGGGCACCACGGCGAAUCUGGUUGGCCGCAUGCGGUCGGAUCCUCUUUAGGCUUAGGAUUAGGAGUCAUGCUGUUGUCAUCUGAGGGAUUGACUAGAAGUGGGUAACUCGUGCUAAAUGUGAGUAACUCGGGUUAGGGUUAGACUAGUUAGACAGCUGCCGAGCGGAGCGGGUAGACCCUGAUUGUAGGAGGCCGGGUAAGGCCGACUCACCGAAGGCAAAGGGGUUAGGUUUGUUGAUCAAAUGGUUCACUUUGGCUGUAAAAAAGUCUUAUUCUGGAGGUGAGCUACCCACAUUUAGCACGAGUUACCCAUUUCUAGUCACCCCCA
Molecule: messenger RNA, 1456 nt
Organism: Fimicolochytrium jonesii
Lineage: Eukaryota; Fungi; Chytridiomycota; Chytridiomycetes; Spizellomycetales; Powellomycetaceae
Exons: 4
Coding region: 108-1178 (356 amino acids)
Source: RefSeq, a predicted model, not a curated record